Ornithodoros turicata is the source of this 1497-nucleotide messenger RNA. Its product is annotated as sodium-coupled neutral amino acid transporter 7-like. NCBI's taxonomy places the organism in Eukaryota, Metazoa, Arthropoda, Arachnida, Ixodida, Argasidae. The transcript has 9 exons. Gene Ontology annotation, biological process: amino acid transmembrane transport. Gene Ontology annotation, molecular function: L-amino acid transmembrane transporter activity. Bases 78 to 1382 code for a protein of 434 amino acids. The record is from RefSeq and is a predicted model, not a curated record.
AAGCGAAGCAUUUGUUGCAGUCGGCAUCAGGUUUUAGCACAGUGGUGUCAGUGACUCACUCUUCUUAGGGAAAAGCUAUGGCAGAACAAGGUACAAUGGAAACCGCGCAUGCAGGAGCGGGGAAGCCUAUGUCGACGUCAGGACCCUGGUAUGCUGUGGCUUUGGUGCUUGCGAACUGUGCCCUCGGUGCUGGCGUGUUGCACUUUCCCGCUGCGUACGACAACUCUGGAGGGCUUCUGAUUGGCGCUCUCCUGCAAGUGGCUGUAACGCUUCUCCUGGGAGCCACUGCUUUGGCACUUGCCUACUGUUCUGAGGUCCACGGCGAUAAUACCUACCACGAUGUCCUAGAGUCCUGCAGCGGACGAAAGGCACGAAACGCGUCCGCUUGUUCAGUUGUUCUUACUUGUUUUGGUAUCUGCAUCACUCUACUCAUCGUCACCGGCGACCUGUUUGACCGCAUAUUUGCUUCACUCUAUGGAGACCAUUUUUGCCAAACCUGGUUUAUGAGCAGGCAGUUCACCAUUUCAGUGACAGCAGUCACCUUCGUUCUACCACUGUGCCUCAUGCAGAAGAUAACAUUUCUACAACGUGUGAGUACUGUAGGCGUGCUUGCCAUACUUUACCCUGCGUUCCUUACUGUCUACAGCUUCUAUACAGUUCCACAGCCAGAAUCCCUUCACCUAAAGACUCAACCUAGUUCGUGGGUGGGUUUCAUCGUCACCUUUCCGGUAUACUGUUUUGCUUACCAGAUGCACGAGCUCGUGGUACCGAUGUACGCCACCAUGAAAAACCGAAGAUUUUCUGAGUUCACCAAAGCCGUGACUGCUGCGCUUGUAGUUCUGUUCCUCGUAUACGUAACGGUUGGGUGCUUCGGCUACGCGACCUACGGACACGCCGUGAAGCCAGAUAUAAUGGAGAUGUUUGACGGCUCCGAUCCUGUGGUUCUUGUUGGGGUUGCAGCACUGAUUCUGAAAACCGUUGUUACCUAUCCACUCGUGACAUUCUGUGGCAGUGACACCGUGGAAAGCCUGUAUAUGACGAUUCGAAAUACCGAGGGUGCUGAGGAUUCCAGUUACGGACGAAAGCUGAUAAUCACCGUCAUAUGGUUCAUGACCACGACGGUUUUGUCAAUCUUGCCCAUUGAUAUUGGCGCUGCCAUCAAAAUUUUGGGUUGUCUGUCAAUGUUCAACAUAUUUAUUUUCCCAGGUCUGUGCCUCGUUGGACUAGUGGGGAAGAAACCUGGUUUCUUCGCCCGUGCACGAGUGGUGUCAUUUCUCGGAUGCAUCUUCGUCACCGCUGGCAUAGUGUUGUUUGGCGUCGUCUUCGUGGACAUUGUUGUAUUUGACCUUGCCAAAGAAGAAACGACGCACCUCUGUGUCUGAAAACUGCCAUUUCACUGCUUAUGAAAUGUUUUACGAAUAUAUAUUAAUAUAAGAUGUCGCGAUGACUGUACACCUUCUGCAUACAAUUUUAGUACAAUAAAAUUUUAGCCACGUA